AAAAAAUUACGCGUGGAAUUUGUAUUUUGUGGGAUCCUAUCUUUUACCUGUUUCUGUCUUUUGUCUGGCUCCUGGGCUAUCGGCUCUCAAGUCUGCAAGUAUUAUUAGUUCAGGUUGAGUUUUAAGGUGGUUGCUACAAUCCCCAGAUCAGCAACACUUGCUAAAUCGCCUGUCAUUUUGAGUGCGAAAAUGAGUGAUAAGAGUAAAACCAAGUCGCGAGGGUCGGCAAAUGCCAUCGCCAAUGCAUCUGUAUCCGUGAACGAACGAAUCCUUCAGGAAUGCCAUAAAUUAUACGUUGAAGAUAAAACUGGUUUAAUCGAUAUAGCAAAAGGGGUUGGCAUAACUUUAUUGGAACCUAGAAAAAAAAUCACUGUUCUGCUCAUUGGAAAUCACUCUGCUGGCAAAAGUACUUUUAUAAAUUGGUAUGUUGAGGAACAUGUUCAGCGUACUGGAGUGGCAAUCGAAACGCAAGGAUUCACCAUAGUGACUAGUGGUCGCAAAAGGGAAUCAUUGACUGGUAAUGCGACAAUGCACCUUUAUCAACAUUUGCAGCCAUUGCAAAAAAUGGAAGGAGUUAUCGAUUAUGUUGGCACGGAAAUUUCUACUUCGAAACAAAAGAAGUUUAGUUUGGUUACUUUUAUUGACACACCGGGUCUUGUGGAUGGUGACAUGAAAUAUCCUUUCGAUGUUAAUAAGUCGAUUCUAUGGCUUGGCGAUAACAUAGCAGAUCUGAUUUUUGUCUUUUUCGAUCCGAUUGGGCAAGCCUUGUGCAAACGCACUCUAAAUAUUGUUGAGGAAUUGAGUGAAAAACAUGCGGAACGAAUGAAGUUUUAUCUCAGUAAAGCGGAUGAAGCAGGACAUGAAAGUGAUCGACAACGAGUUAUGAUGCAAAUUGUUCAAGAACUUUGCAAACGACCAAACUUGAAUCGGACUGGAUUUGAUAUGCCUACUAUUUAUGUCCCAACUCUUGGAAAACAAAGUCGCUGUGUAAAUCAGAUUGAUGAUGUUUGUAAAGAAGUCGAAAGAACAAUCAAUGCUACAAUCCAAAAUACUCUCAACCAAUUGGAAAAAGAUUGCAACGAUAUUGCUGAUGCUAUUGACGAAAAACUAAGAAUUGAUGAUGAAGCAUGUUCGUUCAACCGAAAAGCCAAAAGCAGGCGCUGUAUUUUUUCUCUGUUUGGUUUAUUUUUGCCGAUGCUCCUAGUUGCAAAUUUUCUGGCUGUUGGUAUGUCUGAUGACUUUCUCCAUUCUACAUUAGGAACCUCGGGUACUGCAACACUGCGAAAAUACACUUCUCCAGUCUCAGCAAUGUGGACGGCUGUGCCUCAGUUGUACCAUUGGCACGUUCUUGGUGCCUUGAUUGUAUUUUCUAUCAUACUUCUUAUUCUCGCUCAAUUAUCUUCAAAAUCGAAAGUUACUCUGGCAAGGAAGCAAAAAAGAUCACUGCUGGAGCGAAGGGAAUUUGUUCAAUCCAAAGUCAAAAGCAGAAAGGAGGGUUUAUACAAGGAAUAUCUUCAACAAAGCAUUGGAUCUCAAGAAAUAUAAACUAAACAGAGGAAAUAGUUACUUUCUAGGAUAAUUUUGUAUAUUGAAGUUACUAAAGACGUCUAGAUUUCUAUACCUAUUAAGUUCAUGUUUUUUGUAUAAUUUGAAAAGUUCAUUCACAAAUAUUUCCAAAAAAUGGCUAUUUCUUACAUUGAAGUAAUUGCAUGAUAUCUUUGCACUAAAUUCUAAAAAAUUCAAGUCAUCAAAUAGAUGUCAUGAUUUUCUCGUUAAUCUGACUUUUGAUAUAAUUAUGACUGAUCCUUUUGUAUGUAUGUUUGUGGCAAUGUGUUUAGUUCAAUAUUUGAAUUAUUUUUGAUUAUUGAAGCAUCUUUGUAACUGUGGCUGUAUAUUUUAGUGUUACAGCAAUAAUAUUUUAAUGAUAUGGCAACAUUGUUAUGAUUGAUACAAAAUAGGCAAGCGCCAUAACAUGAUUCUCCAUCAAAAAUUUUUUUUUUUGCACAAGCAUUAUCACGCUAAAUUACACUAAAAUAAUUAUUCAGUGUAAUGUGGUUUGUUGUUUAUGUGAACGUCAAUCAUCUUGACUGAUUGAUACCAUAAGUAUUAUCAUCCAAUGUGGAAUAUUCACUAUCAUUGCUCUUAAGGCAGGGAUUGGACUGAGUGCUUUUUGAUCAAAAUUUGCAGUCAUUUAUGAGAUAUAAUACAAUUCCUAUCAUAUUCUGCUGCUUCACAGCUAGCUAGCUCAUCAUGACUUAUUAUUCUGUUGUCACAUUCAAAUCAUGACUUAUGCUAUACUUCCUGCCCCUGGUUCAGUAAACAAAUUAGAUUAUUAUUCAGAUUGAAUUCUUUUAAAAUUGUCUAUUACAAAAAUAUAUUAUGAGAGUGUAUUAGUCAUUAUUUAUGUUAAUUUUUUUAAUUUGGAGUUGUUUAGAACAAUAGGGUCCGUAGAAUUUUAAAUAAAUUCAAUACAUUAUUAGUUUAUAUUUCCAUACUGUGGAAUGAAAAUUCUUAUUUGUUAACAAUAUUAUUUGACUACCAGAGCGCUAAAUUAUUUUCCUAGUACAUAAUUCAUUUCAUCAUUAUGAUUGAUGACCUACCUAUUUUGCCUGUUACAAUGUUUAAUGAUUAGUUUUAGUACAAUACUACUAUUGAUAAUUUAGUUUGUUUGUGAUUUUGCAA
Styela clava is the source of this 2682-nucleotide messenger RNA. RefSeq lists its product as uncharacterized. NCBI's taxonomy places the organism in Eukaryota, Metazoa, Chordata, Ascidiacea, Stolidobranchia, Styelidae. Gene Ontology annotation, molecular function: GTPase activity. The record is from RefSeq and is a predicted model, not a curated record.